AUGGAAAAAAUCUAUGCAUUUGAAGUCGGCUCUCCUGCUACCGGUUCUACAUGCUCAUCCAUGAUUUAUGGUUUGGCUGAUGCCACCAUAUCAAGGCUCAAAAUUACGGAUCAUACGGAGGAGAAUGCUGAAUCCACACUUUUAAUUACUGCAGACACAGUAGUGGUUUAUGAUGGGACAAUCAGAGAAAAACCAUCCAGCAAGGAAGAAGCACGCCAGUUUAUCAAAGGCUAUUCUGGUGGUCAUGUCUCAGUUGUGGGAUCUGUAAUAGUGAGCAACCUUACAACGGGUGGCAGAAAAGGAGGAUGGGGCAAGGCAGAGGUCUAUUUCCACGAUAUUCCAGAUGAGGUCAUUGAUAGCCUGGUUGAGGAGGAAAUUAUGCUCAAUGUCGCUGGGGAUUUGAUGCUUGAACAUCCGCUGACAUUGCCCUUCGUUGACACUGUGGUAGGAACUGCUGGUAGUGUUAUGGGACUUCCUAAAGCUCUCAGGGAGAAUCUGAUUCAGGAAGCCCUCUAG
Messenger RNA from Ilex paraguariensis (yerba mate), 516 nucleotides. The record is from the annotation of a GenBank genome assembly. Lineage: Eukaryota; Viridiplantae; Streptophyta; Magnoliopsida; Aquifoliales; Aquifoliaceae.